Molecule: messenger RNA, 705 nt
Organism: Enterospora canceri
Lineage: Eukaryota; Fungi; Microsporidia; Enterocytozoonidae
Source: the annotation of a GenBank genome assembly
AUGCUACAGUUUUUCAGAACAGCAGCUGCAUCAGACCUAGGCGUGAUGUAUGCGAUGCCACCAGGUUACACAGCAGUCCCAGACUACUUCACAAAGGCAACUACGAUUGCAUCAUUUGCGGCAGUUGGUGUUGCAAUGAUCAUUCCAUGGCAGAAGUACGAUUCAUACAAGAAGAAUUGUAUUGCAACAUACACGUGUGUACUGGCAUUGACUCAUUAUGCAAUCACAAAAGGAUUCGUUAGUGGAAUUCAGGCAGUGGUAGGAACCAUCUUCUUCUAUCUUCUGGCCUAUGGACUGCUAUUCAUGUUGAAUACGAGAUCAUCCAUUCUUGAACUGACUAGCAUUGCAUCUACGGGGUACUUGACUGGCUGCCAGCUUUCGAUUUUCCUUGGUUUUUCAGGCGUGAUUCAAUUUCUGAUCGCAGUUCUUCUGGGCAUAGUGAUCUCGUUUGGUCUCAGCAGAAUGAACAAGGACUCAAAUGAUCUCCUGGGAGUGCUCUUUACUGGAUGGAUCCUCUUCUGCCUGAUCGACGUGGUCUCAUUCAACAAACUCAUUGAUCAGGUUGCAAAUGGCCUCCUACUAUCCCUGAUUCCACGGAUUGUGCUUCUUCUUCUGGACGCAUUGGCCGUAUUCGUCGUACGAAACAAGAAGAAGGUUGAAGAGAUCCAGAAUGACGCAGUUGAGAAGACGAAUGAGAUGGUUUGA